AUGUCUUUCUCCGAUUUCUCCAAGGUCGAGACCCUCAAGUCUUUGAACGAAUUCUUGACUGAAAAGUCUUACGUUGACGGUACCUCCGCCACCCAGGCCGAUGUUGCCGCUUACAAGGCUUUCCAGAAGGAGUACCCACAGUUCACCAGAUGGUUCAACCACAUUGCUUCUUUCACCGAGGAGUUCGACACCUUGCCAGCUGGUAAGGCUCCAGCUGCUCCAGCUGCUGCCGCUGAGGAGGACGACGAUGACGUCGACUUGUUCGGUUCUGACGAUGAGGAGGUCGAUGCUGAGGCUGAGAAGUUGAAGCAGCAGAGAUUGGCUGAGUACGCUGCCAAGAAGGCCGCUAAGGGUCCAAAGCCAGCUGCUAAGUCUAUUGUCACCUUGGACGUCAAGCCAUGGGAUGACGAGACCGACUUGGAGGAGUUGUUGGCCAACGUCAAGUCCAUUGAGCAGGACGGUUUGACCUGGGGUGCCCACACCUGGAUCCCAGUCGGUUUCGGUAUCAAGAAGUUGCAGAUCAACUUGGUUAUCGAGGACGAGAAGGUUUCCUUGGAUGAGUUGCAGCAGACCAUUGAGGAGGACGAGGACCACGUCCAGUCCACCGACGUUGCCGCUAUGCAGAAGUUGUAA
Messenger RNA from Sungouiella intermedia, 633 nucleotides. The record is from the annotation of a GenBank genome assembly. Lineage: Eukaryota; Fungi; Ascomycota; Pichiomycetes; Serinales; Metschnikowiaceae.